Messenger RNA from Penicillium manginii, 783 nucleotides. RefSeq lists its product as uncharacterized. NCBI's taxonomy places the organism in Eukaryota, Fungi, Ascomycota, Eurotiomycetes, Eurotiales, Aspergillaceae. The coding region runs from base 1 to 783 and encodes 260 amino acids. The record is from RefSeq and is a predicted model, not a curated record. The transcript has 6 exons.
AUGACGAAAAUAGCGCAACGCGGAAUCGUAUGUAUUGACGGGGAAUUUUUCUACCAUCAUGGGAAGCUCAAACGAGGUUCUGUUGAUUCGAGCAACGCGUAUCGUAUCUAUUCGUGCGUGAAGGAAGGAGGUGUCGAAGUCGGGGGAAAUCAAAUCCAGCAGUACUGCGAAAUGUUUGGACGUGACGAUGAGCUUUGGUUCUUCGGAUCCGGAAGCGGGGCAUACGGAGACCAGCCAGACGGCUUCAAAUUUCGCAAAAAGGAUGAUACCCGCAAUUUCCAUGCCAUCUCCAUUCACGAAACAAUGAAAAAGCUCAAACCAGACCUUCUUCAAAGUGCCCGGAACACUGAUGAACCUGACUUUGUCGAAGCAUGGUUUGUCGGUGCUCAUGUGGAUGUCGUUGGAGGUGCUACACGCGAGGGAAUCUCUCUAUCCGCUCCAGUGGAUUCUGAUCGAGGCAAGAGCUUCAUGUAUGAUAUCCGUGUAUCACACAGCGAGCACAAUCUCCAGGAAUCCAGAGUCGCACCGCCUAUAUCACGAACACUUCAACCUCGAAGACAGAACAGAGAUGAAGAGGAGUCGCGGACGUCGGAUAUUUCGGGGCACAAAGUCUUCUUGAAUAGAAGCAAUCUAUUCGAGAAAGAAGUAGGGAUCCAAGAUAAAUCAAGGACCCUGUUUAAGGAGCGAGAAAAAGUCUCGGAUGUUGAGCGUCUCGGCUUCUGUGGAACCGCUCACCGCGGCGUGAUUAUUCGUCCCUCUGUUUACUUUCUCUCUGAGGUUUAA